Messenger RNA from Puma concolor (puma), 3360 nucleotides. Lineage: Eukaryota; Metazoa; Chordata; Mammalia; Carnivora; Felidae. The record is from RefSeq and is a predicted model, not a curated record.
AUGAUAGUUGAGGGGCCGCGAAGCAGCGUGUGCCCCGUCGAUGAUGUGCGGGCCGCCUGCCGCCUCGGCCGCCCUCGCUGGCUGGGGCCUCCCGGGGAAGCCGACAGAAAGACCCGGGCCCCUGAUGUGUACUGGGUGAUCUUGAUCCUGACGAAGUAUUACCACGCCGACAUGGGGAAGGUUCUGGAAAGUUCUCUGUGGCGGUCCUCGGACUUCGGGACGUCCUACACCAAGCUCACCCUGCAGCCCGGUGUCACCACGGUCAUCGACAACUUCUACAUUUGCCCCACGAACAAGAGAAAGGUCGUCCUGGUGAGCUCCUCACUCAGCGACAGGGACCAGAGCCUGUUCCUUAGCACGGACGAGGGGGCCACCUUCCAGAAGCAGCUCGUCCCCUUCUCCGUGGAAACUCUGAUUUUUCACCCCAAGGAGGAGGACAAGGUUUUGGCCUACAGCAAGGAGAGUGCGGACCGUGGCCUCCUGGCCGAGGUCUGGUCCUCACGUACUGGCAUCCCCGAAUUCCCUGGCCUCAUGGGCUGCGUCUUGCUCCCGGCACCCUCCUUCAGCUGCGGGGGUGGUGGAAGGAUCCAGAACAGGGGGCUUGAAUCUGUGGCCUCAGACGUAGGGCGUCUGCUAGAAGCCAGGGGCAAGGAGGCCCCCGGUGGAGGUGGAAGGGGACUGGGAGGCGUGGGAAGGUUCUGGAUGGAGAUGAUUGGAAGUGCCAGGGUCCCCGGUGCCAGGGCUGUGUCUGGGGUGGACACCGACCCCGACCUGGUCCACAUGGAAACCCAGGACCUCGGAGGAGGGUUUCGCUACGUCACCUGUCAGAUCCACAGCUGCUCCGACAAGACGCUGACGGCUUUGUUCCCAGGCCGCAUUGACCACAGUUCUCUGACCGUGCAGGACGACUACAUCUUCUUUAAGGCCACCGCAACAAACCGGACCAAAUAUUACGUCUCUUACCGUCGCAACGAGUUUGUCCUGAUGAAGCUUCCAAAGUACGCGCUGCCACAGGUGUUCAUGACUUUUCUCGUUUUGCUGUCCCAGGUCCGAGGGGUGAAAGGAGUCUUCCUGGCAAACCAAAAAACCAAUGGGAAGGUGGUGACACUUAUAACCUACAACAAGGGCCGCGACUGGGACCGCUUGAGGCCACCCAGCACAGACAUGAACGGAAAACCAACCAACUGUGAGCCUCCGGACUGCCACCUCCACCUGCACCUGCGAUGGGCAGACAACCCCUACGUGUCGGGCACCGUGCACACCAAAGACACUGCCCCCGGCCUCAUCAUGGGCGCAGGUAACCUGGGCUCACAGCUGGUGGAAUAUAAGGAGGAGAUGUACAUCACGUCUGACUGUGGGCACACCUGGCGGCAGGUGUUCGAGGAGGAGCACCACGUCCUCUACCUGGACCACGGCGGCGUGAUCGCAGCCAUCAAGGACACCUCCAUCCCCUUGAAGAUCCUCAAGUUCAGUGUGGACGAGGGCCUCACCUGGAGCACGCACAACUUCACCAGCACCUCCGUGUUUGUGGACGGGCUCCUGAGCGAGCCGGGGGACGAGACGCUGGUCAUGACCGUCUUCGGCCACAUCAGCUUCCGCUCAGACUGGGAGCUCGUCAAGGUGGACUUUCGGCCCUCCUUCUCCAGGCAGUGCAGUGAGGAUGACUACGGCUCCUGGCACCUCAGCGACCUGAAGGGUGACCGCUGCAUCAUGGGCCAGCAGAGAAGUUUCCGGAAGAGAAAGCCCACGUCCUGGUGCGUCAAGGGGAAGAGUUUCACGUCUGCGCUGGAGGCCCGGGUGUGCCGGUGCCGGGAGUCAGACUUCCUCUGCGACUACGGAUUUGAGCGCUCUCCCUCCUCGGGGUCUGAUGCCAACAAGUGUUUUGCCAACUUCUGGUUUAACCCCCUGUCCCCGCCAGAUGACUGUGUUCUGGGCCAGACCUACACCAGCAGCCUCGGGCCUCAGUGGGUGUCCCUUGCCCGCCGGGCCCGCCGCCCUGCUCCCACGCUCCUGCGUCUCUACAGCUCCGGGCCGCGCCUGCCCUCCUCAGCCAAAUCGCCAGGCUGGAGGUCCCCGGGGCAGGGUGAUGUCCUGACCACCAAGUACCAGGUGGACCUCGGGGAUGGCUUCAAGGCCGUGUACGUGAACCUCACGUCGACCGAGGAGCCCAUCCGGCACCGCUACGAGAGCCCCGGCGUCUACCGCGUGUCUGUCAGGGCGGAGAACGUGGCGGGGCACGACGAGGCGGUGCUCUUUGUCCAGGUCAACUCCCCCCUGCAGGCCCUGCACCUCGAAGUGCUUCCUGUCGUCGGCCUCAACCAGGAGGUGAACCUCACAGCCGUGCUGCUGCCCCUGAACCCCAACCUCACCGUCUUCUACUGGUGGAUCGGCCACAGCCUGCAGCCCUUGCUCUCCCUGGAGAACUCUGUGAGCACGCGGUUUGCAGACACGGGGGACGUGCGUGUGACUGUGCAGGCCGCCUGCGGAAACUCGGUGCUGCAGGACUCCAAGGUGGUCCGCGUGCUGGACCAAUUUCAGGUAGUGCCUCUGCGGUUUUCCACGGAUCUGGAUGUGCACAACCCCAACACCCCUGAGUGGAGAGAGGACGUCGGCCUGGUGGUGACCCGGCUGCUCUCCAAGGAGACCAGCGUCCCCGAGGAGCUGCUGGUGACCAUUGUAAAGCCGGGGCUGCCCACCGUGGCCGACCUGAACGUGCUCCUGCCCCCUCCCGGGCCCGCGAGGAAGAGGAAUCUCACAAGUGACAAGAGACUCAUGGCCAUCCAGCAGGUGCUGAAGGCACAGAAGAUCAGCUUCCUCCUGCGAGGUGGGGUCCGGAUCCUGGUGGCCAUGAGGGACACAGACACAGAUUCUCAGAGGCUGGGAGGCGGUGGCGGCUACUGGGCCGUGGCGGUCCUCGUGGUCAUCGGACUCUUCGCGGUGGGCGUGUUCAUCCUCUACAAGUUCAAAAGGAAACGCCCCGGCAGGACCGUGUACGCCCAGAUGCACAAUGAGAAGGAGCAAGAAAUGACGAGCCCCGUGAGCCACAGCCAAGGCGUCCAGAGCGUCAUCCAGGAACGCGCCCUGGCACGCUGCUGGGAAAACACGAUCAUUCACGCCGUGUGCGGCCGACACGACUGUGGCCCAAAUGCUCAGCUGUGGUCACGAUCCAACAGCGUCCUGGCUGAGGAGGCGGUGCCUGCCAGCACGGCGUUUCGCAAAGCCAGCCGCCAGCAGCAGCCCCAUCCCACAGUCGAGGGCAGCAAGGCGCCCAGAAACCACGUCAGGUCCCCAGUGAGCGUCCCUAGGAGCCGCCAGCCCCCCUGUGACCACACAGCUCCUACAGAGGAGGUUGGUGGGUGA